AAAAAGUCGCCAAGCAUCGUAAAGGACCUGGUUGUUGUUUCAGAUUCCGAAUGGUCCUGGAUUUUCCUCGAUAAAGGCGUUUGCCAGUGUUUAAUAACUACAAGAGAGUGGAAAUAUUAUGUGUCGUCCCAAAUUGUCUGAAUUUAUAGUUUCCGUUGGUCCGCAAGCUGAAUGGAGGCGCCAAUUUCCUGUUGAACAUGCUGCACCUUCAGCGCCAAGUUUGGAAAAACAGAUUUUACAUUUUUAAUGGGAGUGAUGAAUUGAUUCGCAUGCUUUUUAGUUGUUGAACCUGAGCAAAAAAUCCUGAUUGCAUCUACAAAGGUAAUCACAUUACAGGCUUGAUGCAACCAUGGACAACAGGGAUGAAUUCCAGAGGUGAAUUGAGAGUGACUGCCUAUGCCAUCAAGACUGCAUUUAACUGACGUUUCAUGGAGGAGCCAUACAAUAAGAAGAUAACCAUCAGAGAGGCAGCAGCAUGAUGUGAGAUUUACAACACAAGAAAAAGUGAAAGCACAGAGAUAACACAAAGAAAGAAGCAUUCUCUGAGAUCACUGAAAGAUGAUUUUCCAGAAACUGCUACCAUAGAAACUGACUAAGAGGUGCAAGUACUGGGUUAGCAGAACCUGGAUAAAAGAACCAGAAGAAGAAAAAAAAAAUCUGCAUCAUUAGGUGGGGGGUAGUGGGGGUGACAGUUCAAAGGCUGUUACAAUGGACACUGAACAGAAUUUAAACACUCAAUUGUAUGUAGGUAAAAGUGAAAAGAAACGUAAAAAGAAACAGACAGAAUAUUCUGCUUUGUUAUCGGGGUAUGAUAAUCUAGAGACUAUUACAGCAGACACUAAACAAGAUUUAAACCAUUUCACAUCUGUAGGUAACAGUGGAAAGAAACGGAAGAAAAAGAAAGACUAUUCUACAUCGUUAGGGAGAUGUGAUAAUUCAGAGGUACGUACAGUGGACAGUGAUCAAGACAGAAACAAUCUCCUGUUUGUAGGUAAUAGUGAAAAGAAACACAAGAAAGAAGGUUGUUCUGCAUUGUUAUCGGGGUAUGAUAAUCUAGAGACUGUUACAGCAGACACUGAACAAGACUUAAAUCAUUUCAUGUCUGUAGGUAACAGUGGAAAGAAACGGAAGAAAAAGAAAGACUAUUCUACAUCGUUAGGGGGAUGUGAUAAUUCAGAGGUACAUACAGUGGACAGUGAUCAAGACAGAAACAAUCUCCUGUUUGUAGGUAAUAGUGAAAAGAAAUGGAAACGUCAGAAAAAUAAGGGGCACAAUUCUCAACCAGGAAGUAAAGGUGAUGGUUCAGAUCUGCAAAAUCCCUGCAAAUCUGAUGCUGGUGAAAAUAAACUGCAGGGGAAGAAGAAAAACUAUGCCGUGGCAUUAGAGCAGUGUGCUGUUUCAGAUACUGUUAUGGUCGAUAAACAAAACUUACAAAUUUUCCAACUUCUACAGAGUAAUACGAAUAAACUGAAGAAAAGAAAAAAAGGAGGCAACAGUUCCAUACUUGGGGAAGAAUGUGACAAUUCAGAUUUGCAAAAUCUUAAGUUAGUAGGUGAUGGUGAAAAAAGUAAGAAAAAUCACCGAUGCAGUUCACUAGAAUCUGAUGCUACAAUGCAGGUGAGCUCCAUAGCGACUAAGACAGAGAGUCAACAUUCUGAGUUGAUGGGUAAUGAAAGAAACCAAAUGAAUAAGCAAACACAUCAUUCCUACUCAGAUGAGACCAGGGUUUCAGUCUCUGCAGUAAAGACUAAACAAAUACUGCAAAAAAGUGCGAGAUUAGUGGAAAAUGGUGAUGAGGAAAAAGACCAAGUCACGGCAAUAAAAACUACUGUAGAGAUUACGACAAAAGAGAUUCCACACUUCAUACAGAAUCCUGAGUUAAUGGGUGGUAAAGUUCGCUACUUGACUAAAAGGAAGCGUCCUUCCAGUCCAGCAGAAGAGAGACGUGGGAAAAACCAUUGUAAAUCAUCAAAUGGUAUUGAUGAUUUGGAGACUUCUGCAAAGGCUCAUCAAGAAAGUACAAUAUCAGCAUAUGUUGAUUUGGAUACAGAAAGAUCAACCCAAAAAUGCAAAAGGAGUAAGAAGAAAAUGCAGUUUGAGAAUAUAAAUGGAGAUGUCCCCAACAAUGAAUCUGAAAUUCCUCGAAAGUCUAUCAAGAAAUGCAAAAUAAGCAACAUUUUGCCAUUUGGAAAUUGUAGUGCAGACUUUCUAGGAACAAAUGAUACUUCUUUGCAGAAACAUAAAGUAAAUUGCGAUGGAAAUGAAACUAUGGGGAAAGAAGCAGAGGGCUUUUCCAAGGCUGUGGAUGUCAUUGGUAUUGCAGAAAUCACUGGAGAGCAGACUGAGCAGAUAGUGCAUAAUUCUAGCACGGCUUGUGAAGAAACUGUUAAAACCUCCAAGAACUACAUACAAAAGAGAGGCUGUCCAUUAGGUAGUAAAAAUUCUGGCAGACCCAAAAAGUUGAUGUUGGGUGGACCUAAAAAGCCUCCUGCAACUCAAAGCAGACUGAAAAAUAAGCAGCCACGGCAGCAUAUGACAGAAUCUAAGAAUAAUGCUAGCAUUACAACUGUUGAGAACUUUCAGUGGGAGGAAGUGCCUAUUGGUCAAGAUAAAACUAAAUGCAAUCAGAUGGACAAAUCAAAAUUGACUGAGCUGCUUAAGGACUUUAUCCCUAACGUGGAAAAAAUGACAAAUGAUACAUUGUAUAGCAUGUAUAAAUAUGACCUUCCGAGGUUUCAGAAGUUUAAAGCUGAAGGAAUUUCCAUCCGGCAAGGCAAGUUUACUGAGCAAGAAAACCAACAAUUGCAGAAAAACCUGAAAGAAUUAAUGGAACUAAUUGGAAUUCAAAAUGAAUGGGACCUGUUACACGUUCCUGAGUCUGUUGAAGAGAUGACAAGAAUUAGACGACUGAAAAUGAAUAAUUUAUUCUGUUGCAAACUAGCUGAAGAUAUUCCAAGACCAUGGAAGUGCGUUUAUCAGCGAGCUAAGAGAAUGUAUCACCCUCAUCGAUGUAAAGGCAGGUACUCAGAAGAAGAACUGAACAAACUGCGACGUUUGCAAGUUGAAUAUGGCAAUCACUGGAAAAAGAUUGCAAAAUUUAUGGAACGUUCUGAUGGAUCUGUUAUAUGCCGAGCAAAAACAAUGAAAAAUUCUUUGAAAAUUGGACCAUGGAGCAAGGAGGAGAAAAUGGCAUUUAUGAAGAUAAUGGAGGAGGUUCUGAGAAAAAAGAUACAAGAGGCACCCCAGGAUCUAAUGAGAGCAGUUUCAAAUUCGAACACACUUAGCUCAAUCCUGCGAGAAAAGCUAUACAAGGAAAUUCCUUGGUUUGCAAUUGCAGACAAAAUGGAGCACAGAAACUGGGCACAAUGCAGGCAGAAAUGGAUGAGCAUUCUGACUACAAAAAUGUCCGGAGGAGUGAGACCUGUUCGAGUUCACAAUCACCAGUCAAAAAUCAAUCUCAUCAAAAGGUUGUACCUGAUGAACAUUGAUGAUGUUGGUGAUGUCGACUGGGAAGAUCUUUGUAGUGCUGUUGGAGACGUUCCUCCUUUAAUCGUUCAAAAGAUGUUUUAUAAAUUGAAAGUUCGUUAUGUACCUGAUUGGCCCAAAAAAUCCUUUGGAGGAAUUGUGGACUUUCUGCAUGACGAAAUAGUUCCAAAAUUGGAAGAAAUAAUAAGGAAAAAGGAAGACCAAUGCAGUUUGAAUGGAUCAAGUGAUUUCUGUCAGUCACUACAGCAUGAGUUCAAAUUAAGUGAUAUAUUUGAUGAUGACGAUGAUGAGGAAGAUGAAUUUGAGAACAUAGAUACAUUGGAAGAGCCUACUGGAACCUCACGAGAGACUGCAGUCAGAGAAACCAAUUGAAAAUGUGACCCCACGUGGCACGAUUUGUCACGGAUGCUGAAGUGACAACUUUGAAUGAAAUACUGUCAGUGCAAAAAUGUUGACAUUCACAUUAUGUGGUGUCGUGAGAUUCUUGUGUUUUUAUUAUUCAACAGUCUAUGCCAGGUAGAUUUUUAAAAUUUUGAUUGUUGGCAUUUCUAGUUAGAGCAGCAUUUGUAACCUUUCUCUAAUUUGUACCAAAUGCACAUUGUUGAGAAGGUUAAUCUCCAGAAAAUUUGCAGAAAUUGUAUGAAAAUAAAAAUCAACAGUCUCUGUUCAUGAACAAUUUAAAUGAUACUGAGUAAUGUGAUACAAAUACACUUUAUCUUUUACAUAGAAUAUUAAUGUUUGGUUUAUGUGAAUACUUUUUAAAUUUAAAAUUAAAUUUUAUUUAGCUUAAAUCUUUUCUAUAAUAGAAAUGCAAAAUAUUUGGAAUAUAAAUAAAAGCAAAAGCUGGAGAUACUCAGUUGGUGUGACAGUAUCUGCAAUGAGAGAAAACGUUAACAUUGCAAAUCUGACAAAAGAUCUGCAACAUUAACUCUUUCUCUGCACAGAUGCUGCCAGAUCUGUUGAUUAUUUCCAAUAUAUUUUAUAUAGUAUUCAGGAUGUUCAUCUUGAUCCCUUAUAACUUAUGUGGGAAAGAAGGAAAGUUGCUUGGAGUGUUAAAACGUGUGUGCUUAUGUUCAACUACUUGGCUUAAUGUCUGUAUAAUUAUGAUAGUAAACCUUAACUGUACAAUUA
Messenger RNA from Stegostoma tigrinum, 4617 nucleotides. RefSeq names its product transcription termination factor 1-like. The coding region runs from base 709 to 3858 and encodes 1049 amino acids. The record is from RefSeq and is a predicted model, not a curated record. The transcript is spliced from 11 exons. Lineage: Eukaryota; Metazoa; Chordata; Chondrichthyes; Orectolobiformes; Stegostomatidae.